Molecule: messenger RNA, 1109 nt
Organism: Cryptomeria japonica (Japanese cedar)
Lineage: Eukaryota; Viridiplantae; Streptophyta; Pinopsida; Cupressales; Cupressaceae
Product: protein EIN6 ENHANCER
Exons: 5
Coding region: 410-895 (161 amino acids)
Biological process (GO): chromatin remodeling
Cellular component (GO): Ino80 complex
Source: RefSeq, a predicted model, not a curated record
UCGAUACCGUCAGUUACCGGCCAUAACGAUGGACUAUGUGCAAAAUAGUAGCGCAGUCGGUCUUAAAGCUCGCCACUCUUUCUCUUUUUGAAUCUGGCAGUGUGCAUAACCAGUUUUGCCUCCGAGCAAUCACACUAAAGUUGCAUAGAAUAAGGAUGUUAUGCAGGAGGAGAACUCCGUGUGUGUGAAUGGUUCUUAGCAGCAGCUGCAGGAGAGAGUAAAUAUAUCUAACUUUUGGAUAUCAAUACUCAUACGAUGGCUCACAUUUAUCAGCAUAGUUGUUACAAUUAGUUGAGGCUGUAUCGUAUCAAGAGAACUAUGAGGCAUAGAGAGAUCAGGGAGAGACCUUGAAUGUAGUUGCAAGUUAUUGUCUUGUGUGCAGAAAGGCAGUUCACCCUACUCUAAGGAGAUGGUUGCAGCACCUUUUUCUGUUGGGAUAGAGCAAGAACUCUUAGAAGCUGAUAUCUUAUUGCCUUCCAUUCUACCAUUUAAGCAGCUACAGAUGUCAGAGAAGUAUCCAAAGGGGCAUUCAAGGGGAAGACAUUGGAAGCAUUUAAAGCAAAUACUUCAGGCCGAAAACUAUCAUCUAUAUCCUGCAGAUGAACCAAAUUAUUUAAAUGUUGAAUCUCCACCUUCCAUGUACUCUGCAAAGAAGUACUGUGAUAUUACAGGGUUUGUGAAAAAUGUUUCACAAUUUAGAUUUUUCAUGGAAGACGUAAUAAUCUUAUUCAAGAAAAAUGAGAUACAAGCAUCGCAUUCAUGCUUCGGUAUCUGUAUGUUAAUUGUCUUUCGACAAAGGUCAAAAAACAAGCUGUUUGUUGGAUGGGAAGACCAAGGAGAUUCCAACUCGAGAGAAAUGAUGCUCAGGCUGAAAUGCGAAGUUGAAGGGUUAUGAUUUUCAAAAGCAAGCUUGACAAAUAUAGAAAGAAAAGAUGCGAAAAUCCUGAGAUGUACUUUAUCUUGAUUCAUGUUCAUUGCUCUGCACAUAAACAAUUUAAAGAGAUCUCAACAUCAAAUUUGAUGGAUAGAGGAAUUGAGACUUAUUUCGGAAUUCUCUUAAACACAAUUGUAUGCAUUAUUGAAGGCCAAUCUAUCUGCAGGGUUUUGCA